Messenger RNA from Cynoglossus semilaevis (tongue sole), 8226 nucleotides. It is a transcript of the gene cacna1ia, whose product is annotated as calcium voltage-gated channel subunit alpha1 Ia. Gene Ontology annotation, biological process: positive regulation of calcium ion-dependent exocytosis; calcium ion import; calcium ion transmembrane transport. Gene Ontology annotation, molecular function: voltage-gated sodium channel activity; low voltage-gated calcium channel activity. Gene Ontology annotation, cellular component: voltage-gated calcium channel complex; voltage-gated sodium channel complex; neuron projection. The transcript is spliced from 35 exons. Lineage: Eukaryota; Metazoa; Chordata; Actinopteri; Pleuronectiformes; Cynoglossidae. Bases 1107 to 7808 code for a protein of 2233 amino acids. The record is from RefSeq and is a predicted model, not a curated record.
AUCAAGUGAAACGUCACCAUUAAAACAUGUCAAAGUCAUAUUACAUCUGGAUUGUCUGGUUAUAAGAAACCUAAAUUUUAUACUUCUUAAACAGCAGCUCUUCUUCCAAAGAGUAUCAUUACUGCCACUUAGAGGCACUAUUUUCCAGUGAUCGAAUUAAUUGUAGAUAGUGAUGAACACCCUGUCACCAAAGCAAUGAUUGUGUUGUUUUAAGUUUAAUAAAUCCCCGCCUCCAAUUCAGCUUUAAAUUACUAAAUUAAUUAUUUUUGAAAUUGCUAUGCUGUGUAAACGAGCCUGAUUUGACUUCAUUGAAAGCACACAGUUCACUGUAGACAUUUGGGAAAGACAGAUUGUGAAAAAAGGCAAAUUGUGAAGAACAAAUUGCAAAGCAGUAUUUCCCCGGGGAAGAAAGUAAGAAACUUCAACACAUUGUGUCAUCUUAGUGACACAAACUGCAUUACUGAGGAUAUUUAUGCAGAUUCAAACUUUAAACAAGUCUUUGUUUUUAACCUCUGGUCAAAGUCACACCACUGUGUAUUUAAAUUCACUACAAAAACUUCCUUUUUCUCCUCCAGGCAAUUUUAAUUUAUGUUUUCAACCACCCCUUGUAAUGCUUUGUCAAUUUGGUUCAUAUACAUUGUUAAUAUACCAAUUAUUAUUGUUUCUUUAUUUCUUUAUUUUUGGCCUGAACUGUACUCACAUAAUCUGCUGUAAUCGUUGGAUGCUCAAGUUUCCGACGGUACGUGAACGCUCCUCGUUUAAAAUCUGCACCUGUCAAUCAAUGUUGACCCCGUGGUUUGCGUCUGGUUGUAAACCUCUACGCUCUUCAAGCUAGCGUGUAGCUAGCUAAACAAAUAUAAUAAUGUUGAAUGAAUUGUGGCUAAAUGUAAGAAAAUACAUGAUACAAGUCGAUGUUUAUAUCAAUAUAUCCUCUAUGGCAUUGUCUGGUGGCUGUUUGGGGGGGCCUAGGCACAGAAAAGUUUGGGAACCAUUGGACUGGAAUAUUCUACCACUGCAGCCGUAUCUGUGCAUGACUGUGUUUCUCCUCGGUUUCACUGCUCCUUAACUGCACUUCUGUGAAUACAUGGUUCGAGAGGAUCAGCAUCAUGGUGAUUCUGCUCAACUGUGUGACUCUGGGCAUGUACCAGCCGUGUGAGAACAUCGACUGUACGUCGGACCGCUGCCAGAUACUACAGGCCUUCGAUGCAUUCAUCUACAUCUUCUUUGCAUUGGAGAUGGUCAUAAAGAUGGUGGCCCUCGGGAUCUUUGGGCGUCGCUGUUACCUGGGAGACACCUGGAACAGGCUGGACUUCUUCAUUGUCAUGACUGGGAUGGUUGAGUAUUCGCUGGACCUUCAGAACAUUAAUCUUUCAGCCAUCCGGACAGUGCGGGUUCUUCGGCCUCUCAAAGCUAUCAACCGAGUGCCAAGUCUGCGGAUCCUGGUGAAUCUGCUGCUGGACACCCUACCCAUGUUGGGCAACGUGCUGCUGCUCUGCUUCUUUGUUUUCUUCAUUUUCGGCAUCAUCGGCGUGCAGCUGUGGGCGGGGCUACUGAGGAACCGCUGCUACCUGGAAGAGAACUUCACUCUAUCUUCAGGUAUGGCCCUUCCUGCUCCCUACUAUCAGCCGGAGGAGGAUGAUGAACGGCCCUUCAUUUGCUCUCUACCGUCUGAUAAUGGCAUCAUGUCAUGCUCCGACGUGCCUACGAGGCGUGAAGGAGGACGCACCUGCUGCCUGGACAAAGAAGAUGCUCUUCACCGCCAGGCUCUAGGCUUGACCCUCGAGCCACUGGCCAAUGGCAGUGGUGCUGGUCUUUGUAUCAACUGGCACCAGUACUACACCCGCUGCCACACAGGAAGUAGUAACCCCCACAAAGGCGCCAUAAACUUUGACAAUAUUGUCUACGCCUGGAUUGUCAUUUUCCAGGUGAUCACUCUGGAGGGCUGGGUGGAGAUCAUGUAUUAUGUAAUGGACGCCCACUCCUUUUACAACUUCAUUUACUUCAUCCUGCUCAUCAUUAUUGGUUCGUUCUUCAUGAUCAACUUGUGCCUGGUUGUUAUCGCCACCCAGUUCUCAGAGACCAAACAGCGGGAGCACCAGCUGAUGCAGGAGCAGAGGGCACAAUGCCUGUCCUCCUCCACCCUGGCCAGCAUGGCCGAGCCAGGGGACUGCUAUGAAGAGAUCUUCCAAUUGGUCUGCCACGUCCUCCGCAAAGCUAAGAGGAGGUCAGCAGCUUUCUACUACACACUGAGGGGCAAGCCCAUACCAGCUGGUGGAGGCAGGGGCAACAGGCGCAGCGGAGGAAACAUGAACGGGGAGCAGCAUUAUUCAAGGCAUCCAGGAGCGUCCCACUGUCAACACCAUCGCAAGAAAGACUUCACCUCUCAGCUAGUGGCCAACUCCAUCAGUCUGUCUGUCCCUCAAAACACAGACGAGUGCCCCAUAUGUGCACUGUCACCAAGAGAUGGAGCAGACGCCGCGGGAGACUCUGCCGAAUGCAAAGAAGUUCAGGAGGAUGCUGUAAAAGAAACGGGGAAGGAGGAGAACCACUUGGAGGAGAGGGGGGAGGAGGUGGUGCAGAGGAAGAGGAGGACAUGCUUCGGGUAUUUGAUACACAUGUGGACUGAGAUGAGAAAAAAACUUUGGGGCAUCGUGGAGAGCAAGUACUUCAGCAGGGGUAUUAUGAUCGCUAUUCUUAUCAACACCAUCAGCAUGGGCAUCGAGCAUCAUAACCAGCCUGACGAGCUGACCAAUGUCCUUGAGAUCUGCAACAUCGUCUUCACUAGCAUGUUCACAUUGGAGAUGAUCCUGAAGUUGACCGCUUUUGGCUUCUUUGAGUACCUGAGAAACCCUUACAACAUAUUUGAUGGCAUCAUUGUUAUCAUCAGUGUGUGUGAGAUCAUCGGCCAAGCUGACGGGGGUCUGUCAGUGCUGCGGACCUUCAGGCUGCUGAGGGUCAUCAAGCUGGUGAGGUUCAUGCCUGCACUGAGGAGGCAGCUGGUGGUUCUAAUGAAGACCAUGGACAACGUGGCCACCUUCUGUAUGCUGCUCAUGCUUUUCAUCUUCAUCUUCAGUAUCCUGGGCAUGCAUAUAUUUGGCUGCAAGUUCAGUCUAAAGACAGAGGCAGGAGACACAGUUCCUGACAGAAAAAACUUUGAUUCUUUGCUCUGGGCCAUUGUCACAGUCUUUCAGAUCCUGACUCAGGAGGACUGGAACAUGGUGCUGUACAAUGGCAUGGCCUCCACAUCGCCCUGCGCUGCUCUUUAUUUUGUAGCUUUAAUGACAUUUGGAAACUACGUGCUCUUUAAUUUACUGGUCGCCAUCUUGGUUGAGGGUUUCCAGGCUGAGGGUGACGCUAACCGCUCCUACUCAGACGAUGACAGGUCUUCCUAUAAUUUUGAGGAAAGUGAAAGGCAGAAAGACACCCUGCAUCUUCCAGACUCCAAGAUGUGUGGCCUGACUCCAAAUGGACACCUGGAUUUGUCCUCGCUGCCCGCUGGUCUGUUUCCAGGAGAGAGGUUGACCUUUGCCCUUGGCUCCAAGAAGAACAGUGUCAUUUCUCUUAACAGAGCCAACCUGGAGCAGAGGGUGGUGUACCCAGGUCGAUACCACAACUGGGGUCGUUCUCUGCACCCCAAACCCUAUGCCUUAUGGGCCCGUCGUUCCAGCUGGAACAGUCAGGGAGCAGGCCGUCCCUGCUCUUCCUCAUCUCCCUCUGCAAGUCCCACCUUCACCCCUACUACUUCAAGGCCCUUCUAUGGCUACGGUCUCGGUGGUCUUGGAGGGUUGGUCGGUGGAAGCCUUCGGAUCCGUGGGCCCCGGGCAUCCUCGUCACCGCGCUGUCACCUCCACUGUGCCCAUCCAGAUGAGGAGGAGUCUCUCCUCUCACCUCCUGCUGUAGCUUCCAACUCACUUCGAGUCCCCCAUCCUAUGCUUCCAAGUUACUUUGUGCCUAGGAGAGACCGCAGGGCUUUAUCACUGGAGCUGCCUCACCUGCUCCAGGUCCCAGGACCUCCACAUGCUGCAGUGCUCACACAUAACCCACAGCCCCCCAUGAUGCACUUUACCCAUCACAGGAAGAAGAGUUUCUCUGGAGUGACCAUUGGCGAAGGUGGUGGUGGGCUCGAUGGUCUUGGUGGUCAAGGAGGUGAACAUCAGGACUGUAAUGGAAAGACACCGGUGUCUCAGCUGCUCCAACUUCCUCCUAGACACCAGACUGAACACAGCAGAGGAGAAAACUCCCAGAACCAAAUGAUCGCUGAUGUCUUCCCGCAGGUGAACGCUCGUAACAAGGACCGUGAAGAUCUGGACGAUGAAAUAGACUACAGCUUGUGCUUCCGCGUUCAGAAGAUGUUAGAGGCGUACAGACCAGACUGGUGUGAGACCCGGGAGGACUGGUCCGUCUUCCUAUUCUCUCCGCAGAACAAGUUUCGACAACUGUGUCAGUCCAUCAUCGCUCAUAAGCUGUUUGACUACGUCGUGCUGGCCUUCAUCUUUUCCAACUGCAUCACAGUGGCUCUGGAGAGGCCUAAGAUUCUACAAGGCAGCUUGGAAAGAGUCUUUCUAACCAUCUCCAACUACAUCUUUACUGCCAUUUUUGUGGGCGAAAUGACACUCAAGGUGGUUUCCAUGGGUUUGUAUAUGGGAGAUCAGGCUUAUCUGCGCAGCAGCUGGAACAUUCUGGACGGAUUUCUGGUGUUCGUGUCUUUGAUUGACAUCGUUGUGUCCAUGGCUGGUGGGGCCAAAAUCCUAGGGGUUCUGAGAGUGUUAAGGUUACUCAGAACUUUACGUCCACUCAGGGUGAUUAGCAGAGCUCCUGGUCUGAAGCUGGUGGUGGAAACUCUGAUCACUUCUCUUAAACCCAUUGGAAACAUCGUCCUGAUCUGCUGUGCCUUCUUUAUCAUCUUUGGCAUUCUCGGAGUACAGCUGUUUAAAGGAAAAUUCUUCUACUGCUUUGGCCCUGAUGUCAAAAACAUUACCAACAAGUCAGACUGCCUGCAAGCCAAUUACAAGUGGGUUCACCAUAAGUACAACUUUGACAACCUGGGACAAGCUCUAAUGUCACUGUUUGUACUCGCCUCCAAAGACGGCUGGGUGAACAUCAUGUAUCAUGGCUUAGAUGCUGUGGCUGUGGAUCAACAGCCGGUGACGAACAACAACCCGUGGAUGCUGCUCUACUUCAUCUCCUUUCUUCUCAUCGUCAGCUUCUUUGUACUUAACAUGUUUGUUGGUGUCGUGGUGGAGAAUUUCCACAAGUGCCGACAGCACCAGGAGGUGGAGGAGGCCAAGAGGCGAGAGGAGAAACGACAGCGACGCAUGGAAAAGAAAAGAAGAAAAGCCCAAAAACUGCCUUACUAUUCAAGUUAUGGCAACAUGCGCCUGAUGAUCCACACCCUGUGCACUAACCAUUACCUGGACCUUAUCAUCACCUUCAUCAUCUGCAUCAACGUCAUCACGAUGUCUCUGGAGCACUACAACCAACCUCACUCUUUGGAUCUCGUCCUGAAGUACUGCAACUAUUUCUUCACCUCCACUUUUGUGCUGGAAGCGAUACUCAAACUCAUCGCCUUUGGCUUUCGCCGCUUCUUCAAAGACAGGUGGAACCAGUUGGAUUUGGCCAUUGUGCUGCUGUCAGUGAUGGGCAUCACGCUUGAGGAGAUCGAGAUCAGCGCCGCUCUGCCCAUCAACCCCACAAUCAUCAGGAUUAUGAGAGUGCUGAGGAUCGCACGAGUUUUAAAGCUUCUGAAGAUGGCAACGGGAAUGAGAGCCCUGCUGGAUACAGUCGUCCAAGCCCUUUCUCAGGUGGGUAACCUGGGCCUGCUCUUCAUGCUGUUGUUUUUCAUCUACGCCGCCUUAGGAGUAGAGCUAUUCGGAGAACUUGUUUGUAAUCAAGACUACCCAUGUGAGGGCAUGAGUCGUCACGCUACAUUUGAGAAUUUUGGCAUGGCAUUUCUCACCUUGUUUCAAGUCUCUACGGGCGACAACUGGAAUGGCAUAAUGAAGGACACAUUGCGUGAAUGUCCACCAGACCACGGCACCGAUGUGGACUAUGCCUGCAAUCCAAGCCUUCAGUUUAUCUCGCCCAUGUACUUUGUCUCCUUCGUGCUCACCGCCCAGUUUGUGCUCAUCAACGUGGUGGUGGCCGUGCUGAUGAAGCACCUGGACGACUCCAACAAGGAGGCCCAGGAGGAGGCGGAGAUGGAUGCAGAAAUUGAGCUGGAGCUGGCCCAGGGCACCCUCUGUUGCAUGGGCGCCCCUAAUUGUGGGGGUGGAGGGACAGAGAAAGGACUGGUUGUCGCCGCGCCAGGGCCGGGAGCCACGGCAGGCGGGAGGGACAGAGGUGGCGGCCGAGGAGGAGAAAAGGGAAAAGGAGCGAGCGAGAUGCGUCACGCAGCGGCUGCUUCACAUCCAGGAUCGUACAAGUCCCACAACUCCACCAUGUACUCACCAGCUCAAGAGAGCCAGUGGUUGGACAGCGUGUCUCUGCUCAUCACGGACACCUUAGAGGGGGAGAUGCUGAUGAUCGACAACCUCUCGGGUUCUGUUUUCCACCACUACUCCUCCCCUCAGUCCAUCUGUAAAGAGUGCAAGAGCCACCCCCAAGAGCAGAUCAGGAUGGCAGAGAUUGAGCAGGCGUCACUGAAAUCAGAGCAGAUAUCAGACAAGUCCUCGUCCCCCGCCUUGCCGGAUGACCUCAGCCUGGAUGAACACACGGCCUACCACAUACUGACACGGGAGGGCAAGGGAAGGUACAGCAGUGACUCUCACAGCUCUGAGGAGGCUGGAGGUGGAGGAGGUCAUGGGAACCAUCAGACUCAGACGGUGGUACAGAGCCAAGUUCAGGGACUGGGACCGCCCUGCAGGACUGGUGCAGAGAUGGUGACGACGCUGCAGACUCAUCAGCCGCCUGUGUGCUCACCUCGCUGCAGCCCUGAGUACCGUCAAUCUGCAGGAUCAAUCAUACCAGCACCCCCCCGCAGCAGGAGCCUUAGGUUGACAAGGGGAUUGAGGCUGACCUCUCCAGCCUCCUGGGCUUCAUUCCGCUCCUCGGGAGCCCACAGCAAGAUGCUGUGCACACAGUACCCCUCCCACAGCGACUCAUCCCUGGCCACUGGCAGCUCUGAAGGCAGUCUCCAGACCACCCUAGAAGAGGGACUAAGCUUCAGCAUCUCUCCACCACAGAACCUAGAGAUGCCCACCCUCCCCACGGCCCCUGUCUGUCCCCUCCCACUUCCCAAGGAGGAGACCAUUCUCUCCUCACCGGUGCAGAUCCUGAGACCACGGUCGGGUCCCUCCUCAGCUCUAACCCUUCAGGCCACUAGGGGCCAUCAGCGGAGCCAGAGCAGCGGCAGAGGAAGCACCAGCCCAGGUUACAACCGCGAGGACUCAAUUGACCCAUCAGAUGAAGACCUGGGCAUCGUUAUUGGAUCAUCUACCGGAGGUUGUGGCUCCAGCCAGGCUGGGAACAGUGAACACUUGUCAGAGACACUGAGCAGCUUGUCACUUACAUCUCUGCUGUCGCCCAGCUCCCUGCUGUGCCCCGGAGGAGCGGUAAAGAAGUGCAACAGCACAGGCAACCUGGACGACGGGGGGAUGCUUCUGACGCCUCGGAACAAAGAGGGCCACAGGGAGACGCUGGGCUUAGAAUUUAUGGACGCCCAGAGCUUUUUGACCGACCCCAGGUCUGGGCUGCUGUUUGAUAAAAGAGGAAGCAAUACCAGAGUGGAAAUAGAAGAAGAAGAAGAGCAGGAAAUAAAAAGAAAGAUCUCACGUCAGACAACGCUGGGGUCUUGUCGAGAAAACAGAUGAAACCUGCUGUUUACUCCUCCUAAUGUCCUUCCAUUCCUUGGAUGUACACCCACUGCUGUCCCUCUCGCUUUCUCUUCUCCCAUCAGUGAGAGACAGGCUGGAUGAAGACCAGAAUCCUAAAAUCAUUUUGCCUCUUAAACCACUUUCUACACCUGUCCUGUUUUGUGCUGACUAAGGGAGUGAUCUGGGUUGUAGUCUGUCCAUGAGGGAGUGACCUGCAGAGCUCAGGUCUUUGGCGUGAUGACGGUUUCUUUAAUGCUCUUAAAAGGCGGUAGCUGUUAGUGAACAGAAGACUCACUCCAGGAGCAAAAAAAACAAAGAGUUGUUCAACUUUUACACAAGAGUAAAAGUCUUGUUGUUGCUCUCCGCGAUGUCAGCUCGGGUUCACUGAAGUUUGAAAAGCAAAAAAAAAAAAAAA